Malania oleifera is the source of this 666-nucleotide messenger RNA. Its product is annotated as RING-H2 finger protein ATL48-like. Bases 190 to 456 code for a protein of 88 amino acids. The transcript is spliced from 2 exons. Lineage: Eukaryota; Viridiplantae; Streptophyta; Magnoliopsida; Santalales; Ximeniaceae. The record is from RefSeq and is a predicted model, not a curated record.
GUGUUGCCUAUCCGGGCCCCACCCAUAAAUGCAGCCCGCCAGCCGCAUCGCCCACCCCAAACAUCCUCACAUUUUCUCUUCCUAUAGUGAACCAUCGUGCAGGCUGCAGAGACCCGAGAGGAAGCGAAGAUUUUGCGCUUCUGUAAUUUCUGUACUAGAUUAGAUACAUAAUACACGGUCUCUGCUCGCAUGGAGAAGAUGGGCAACGCAGAACCCAAUGUGGAAAACUUUUUAGAGGAGAAGAAGCGCGUCAGGAACCCUCUCGUCCCCAUUGGUGCACUUAUGACUGCCGGAGUACUCACAGCUGGCCUGAUCAGUUUCCGUCAAGGGAAUUCUCAGCUAGGUCAGAAGCUAAUGAGAGCUCGUGUGGUUGUCCAAGGUGCCACAGUUGCAGUCAUGGUUGGCACUGCAUACUUCUACGGGGAGGAAUUUAAUUUUCCCUGGAAAUCAGGCUAGUCUGUAAAACUGUUCUUUUCUGUAGUCGGCCCUUGUUUCAUUAUAUGGUUGAUUUUUAGGCAGGUCGCUCUUGCCAGAAAUCUUAUGUUACUUAUCUUCAUUUUUACUUGAAUUUGCAUAGUUGCUCUAGUGCAACUGAUUACCCAUCACAUUUAGUGAAAAUUUUUUUUUUAUUUAAAUAAACUAAUAAUAGUGCUACUAUUGUUGAAA